AUGUCGUUGAAGAGCAUUGACGACAUUUCUCAAGAUGAAAAAGCUAAAAUCAAGAACUUUAUGCUCAAUACAGACAUGAGACAAUAUGUUCGUGAGUUUUUAGCACAAAGACUUGGUUACAAACAAGGAAUAUCAAAACCAUCUAUAGAAAUACCGCAACCUACAAUAUUACAGCCACCACCAGAUGGUUCACACGCAUUUCAAAUAACAAUUCUUUCAGCAAGAUCAUUCCUACGCUUUUUAAAUCCCGAUCCAUCAUCGAAAUUAGUUCUAGACUUAAAUAUUGCAGGAAGACGAUUUCGCACAAAGCCUGCAGAGGCAGAUGCUGAUCCUCUGAUUACAGAUGUCAUUAAAUUCAAUACAAAUCAAGAUUUUGAUACUAUUUCAAAAACGGGCAAAGCUACACUUUGUGCAGUUGUUUUAGCAGGAGAUGCAUCAGGUGUAUACGCGUCCGGAUCAUUUGAAUGGAGAACUGCUUUAAUAUCACCAAAUAAUUUCGCAAUUCAAUUAUAUGAUCCUCGAGGCGAUGCUGAUGGUGUUGUUAAUAUACGAAUAGAAGUAUCACCUUCUAUGUGUACACAAGAUGACAUUGAUGAUGUUUUUAAUAGCGAAACACAGAAAAAUUUCUCGAUAAUUGCUCCAAUAACGUCAAGAUUAAUACCAACUCCAUAUCAUGCUCUAAGAUUUUGCUCUUUACUUACACACGGAAACUUUGCUGUUUCUGCAACUGCAAAAAUUGUUCCUGAUCAAAGAGAAGAAAAUAACGAACGAGAAUGCAUUCUUAGAAGAUCAUUUAGCAUACAUUCUCUUCUUGCAAGUAGAUCAGGAACUCCACAAGAGAUUUGUUUCUUACUCUGUUCUCUUCUUUGUGGAUUUGGGAUGAAUGCAUUUGUCAGUGGAAGAGAAGUUAUUACAUUCCACGAACAAAAUAAGGCAUUUUCAUGGGAUUCAAUAACCGGAAAAAAAGUACCUAUCCUUAAUCUUGAACCGAGAAUUAUGAUCGGAUUAAAUACAAAAUUAGAACCUGCAACUCAAAAAUUGACUACUGCUAUUGACGAUCCACGAAUUUGGAGACGCGCGGACCUUCCGCAUUAUGCUCCUCCGAUAACUUUAUCUCAAUGCAACAAAAUUGAUAUAGAAAGAAUAGAGAAUGAGCUAAAGAGGAAAAUAUGCUUAGAAAGGCGUCAAAAAGUAACAAGUUUUGAUAGAAAUCUCGAAAAUGCCCUUCGUCCGCUAUUAUUCUCAAGCGAAAAUCAGAAAUUAAAUAAUGGUAAUGACUCAUGGAAGCCUCAUGUACAAUACUCUAUAGCUCAUUUGAUUCCAAAAUUCUCAACUUUCAGAAUGGAAACAAUGUGUGUUGGAAGUGUCAACGAAAAUGCAAUUUUCUUCACAAUUCGUGAUAAAUGGGCUGAGAUGCUCAAUUCAAACUCAGAAAAGUUCGCUUUAGUAGUAGGUUCGUUCCCAUAUGCCGAAGAUGUAUGUGCAACAUGGGUGAUGCUAGGUAAUAUUGUUAUGUUAAAAUAA
Molecule: messenger RNA, 1524 nt
Organism: Trichomonas vaginalis G3
Lineage: Eukaryota; Parabasalia; Trichomonadida; Trichomonadidae
Product: centrosomal protein of 76 kDa family
Exons: 1
Coding region: 1-1524 (507 amino acids)
Source: RefSeq, a predicted model, not a curated record